GAAAAUCCGAUCAGCACCAAUUUUGUCCCUUCUCUGUUUUCCAUGGCCGCGGCCCUCGCUGGCCCUGCCCUCGCAAGCAUCGCCUACACCCGGCAAUUAUGGCACAACCGAAAUCAAUGCGACUGCCUGUGGUGAGUACCAUUGCAGUGAACGGCGACCCCGGACCUAUACACAGUAGUGUCUCCAAGAUGAACGCCGGCAGAGAUUCACUUCUUAGGCAGGAGUGGCAGGUCACGGCAGGUGCAACACGCCGAGCACACCCAUGACACCCAUGUCAAGCGAAAACCUGUCACCCCAGGCGUCCGUGGGCAGGCUCACUACUCGUAGGCCUCUGCGCUGCCUGAAAAGCCCGCAAGAAAGCCGCGGCCAGCUUAACACACGAGUAUUACGGGCUACUACGUACAGGUAUCGCCGAGCGAACCCUAAAAAAGACCCCUUCACCCAUUCUGGGUGCCCAUCACCGCUGGUGCGCCAUGAUCACAUCCUUGUCACUCGUCGACGUCAUCGCUUCGCUGACCCUCUCUUUUUCGCUUCCUGCAGCCAGGGUCCUGGUUCCGGCCGAAUGCACUCAACAAACCUGGACUUUCAACGCAACCUGACAACACUACCACUGCCUCUUUUCUGCAACCCGGUAACGCUGCAUCAAUAUCGAAAUUUGCACCUCCAAGGAUCAAAAGGAGAAACCCCCAUCCAAUAUCAGGUCCGUUCCGCUCCCACCACCCAAUCCCCCCGUCUCGGUCUCUGCUUUCCAAUCGACAGACCAUCAUUCCACCGACUUCCAAUCUUGUCUGUCGUCAGCCCCCGUCGUGCUCCGGCUAUUCAAAUACCUCUUCUCUAUAUUCCUACAUUUGCCACCUGCUCAUUUCUGACUGUCCUUCUCCGCUACAGCCCACUUACACUCGUCCGAGUUACCUCCACGUCCUCCAUUACCAAGACAUAACAAACAACGCAUCCUACCAUAUCUGAGGUUCAUACAAGAGUACCUUCUCUUCGCCACUCCCGCUCGAGCCUCACACAUACUACAUUAUCUUGAUGAACAAGCAGUCGGCGAAACAGCCAAGUAGCCCCAGCGUUCGCAUCCAACAUUCGAGCCCGACACCUACCCCGACUCCUGCAACACAACCACCCAUGCUUGCUCAGAGUCCGUUGGUAGGUGGGUGGAACGACGGAUAUCAUACAGGCGGGUAUCUCAGUGCGCUGCCCAAGAACUUUCAGAAAUUUCACAAGAGGGAUUCGUCCGGGUCAUCGGUCGCAUCUCUCGGGCCUCCUUCGCCUCUCACCCACAACAACAUAUAUCCUCACAUUGUCGCCACCACCGACUCGAACUUUCCCUCCUCUUACGACUUCGACUACUCUCAAACUCCACAUACGGCCAAAUCAGAUUCGGCCAUGAUGUACCCCCAGAAUUUUGGCGCAGUUGACAUGAGGAGGAUACAAUCACAAGGCGCCGACGAGCGUGCGUCAUACAACUUGUCCGCGCCUCAGUCAGUGUCGACAAUGAGUCACAAUUCUCCCGCGACGCCGCAUACAAAUUAUGAGCCAGAGUACGAUGAGAAGCAUGUCUAUGGUGAGCAUGCCCUGGAGGAAGAAGACACCAUGUUCGAAUACUUACAGUUUCAAGCAGCAUACCCCACGGCCGCAUACCAGCAAUCCUUGCAAGAUGUCUUCCCAGACCAGCACUUUGCCAUGGCAUAUCCUCAAGCCCAGCAGAACAUGCAGAGGAUGAACCUCUCGUCGCACCGACAGAACAUGAUGGCCGAUAGACUACAGGCCGCGACACAAGAUCACCUGAGGACGAAUUCACCUACAUCCGAUCCCCGCGAUAAGUCACCGUUCCGACAGAAUUCGCCUUACAGCAUGCCUGCGCCAGCACAGCGACCACGACAGCCACCUGUCCUCCAGAAGGAGCGGACAUCGAUAUCUCCCAAGGAUCUGAUGUUGGACGAGCAUGACGUUGAUGAUCACGCGACACCUCUGUUUGCGCCGGACCAGUCAAAUGCUAUGUUCGGGAACCGUAGAACAUCGUCGAACCUGGCGAGUUUCUACACCCCCGUGAUGACAAACGAGUCUUCCAUGCAAAUUCCUCAACAGUAUCCAUUCGUCAGCCAGUCAGGACAACAAAGCACGGGUUUGCAAGACGUUACGCCGGAGUUCCCAGCACAUAUGCUCUCCAUGGAGUCGACGAAUGAGGAGGGACCAUCUGAGCCCUCGAGCCAACAGUCGCAAAGGAUCAGAGUGCAGGCGCAGCCACGGCCUGCGCCUCAGCAACAGCCAGUACAGCGGCCGGAGGACACGUCCUCCGACUCUGGGACUUACUCAUGCACUUACCAUGGUUGUCAUUUACGGUUCGAUACACCGGCCAAACUUCAGAAGCACAAAAGAGAUGGUCACAGGCAGACAUCACCAGCUGCAUCAGCAUCGCCUAAUCUAGCAUUGCGGAACUCUCAGGCUGGCCCGCACCGGUGCGAUCGCAUCAACCCCAGCACCGGCAAGCCCUGCAACUCGGUUUUCUCUCGACCUUAUGAUCUGACCCGACACGAGGAUACAAUCCACAAUGCCCGGAAGCAAAAGGUCCGAUGUCAUCUGUGUACGGAAGAGAAGACAUUCUCACGUAACGAUGCGCUCACGAGGCACAUGCGUGUUGUACAUCCAGACGUUGACUGGGUGGGCAAGCAAAAGCGCAAGGGCCAGAAGUGAUGAAAUCAAUUGGAUACAACCUUCUCCAAUUCUGACGUCGGGGCCCAGCGGCCUCGGAUUAUUCUGUACGACUAAUUUUGUUUUUCUUCGCGAGGCGGUUUUUCUUGCCUGUUGCACACGGCUUACCUCAGCACUGAUGAUGAUGAAAUGAAUGGCGAACAAUGACAUGUUUGAGGAAUUCCAUUCGAGGAACCUCCAUGGUGGAGCAUUGGAAUGGCACGGCAUGGCGCAAGAGAAUUUAGAAUGGACAUUUUAUUACAGCAAAUUGCGGUUGAUGUUUCGGUUUCUUUCUAGGCAGGCACAGGGGGAAAAAGGAUGACACUCACAACGAUCACCAUAUCGAUGAUAGACUGUAUCACUACUGGCAUUGGCAAUUGGGUUUCAGCAUGGCAGUCGAUUGGGAGAGCGCAAAUCGAGGAUGAUGCUGCAGAUUUUUGUGGUCGGACAUGGUACAUAUUGGUUUCAAUUGUGAAUACAGAUGGUAUUGAUUUUCCCAUUGUCGAUACAAUGAUGAUUUUCUCGUGAUCUUGUGUCCUUUGCAUGAUUAUCAUACAACGCCACAGCACGAUGCUUCGAUCGAGGGUGGGAUGGCCGGAGUGGAGCGGAUUGUCGGUUUACCGGGAUUGCUGGACUUGUUGUAGCUCGGGCCUGAUUGCAUGGAUGAAAUGAAUGAAGUAACACAACAUGCUUGUAGUUGGAGCAGAACAGCGCCAGGACGUCAACUUCGGGAUUCGGCAGGGCAUGACUGGAGCCGUGGAUGGGAAGCCAGACUUGGAUCUUUGAUCUGUGUGAUUAAGUGGAGGGGACGUCGAGUGUUGACGAUACGACGACGUUUUUGUUUGCAUCAUACUACUUACCUAUGUGGGAAUUAGUGUUCUCGGUCUUCGUCACGAUCUGCAUUUUUCGUCUGCGAUCUUCUUUUUUCCUUUCUCGAUAGGCAUUGGUCGGACCCCUACUCUCGAAUCGAACGCGGGGGUAUCGGGCUGGCGUGGGUGGUGCAGUCAUAGGUUGGAACGGAUGCACCGCAUACACAGUACACAGUAAACUGUCGAAGUAAAUGCUAUUAUACCAGGCAAAUUUUGGUCGCUGAGAGUACUUGCGAAUACUGGUACUACUGAGAUCGUGUCCGGGCAAUGUAUUUUGGAUGUUGGUGUUGGUGUUGGCGUUGGCGUUGGAGUUGGGGUCAGUCAGCCUCGGGGGCCGCAUCUAAAGGACCGCCACGGACGGCGUACUUUGUGGGGGCGAGUAUUGUAUACAGCAUCAUGAUCCUACCGGUACUGGAAUUCUUCUGACAUGACAUGACAUAGCGAGUGAUGUGAGGUGUGGUAACGUUUUCCGGAGUGUUGAAU
Molecule: messenger RNA, 4046 nt
Organism: Exophiala xenobiotica
Lineage: Eukaryota; Fungi; Ascomycota; Eurotiomycetes; Chaetothyriales; Herpotrichiellaceae
Exons: 1
Coding region: 1033-2697 (554 amino acids)
Biological process (GO): regulation of transcription by RNA polymerase II
Cellular component (GO): nucleus
Source: RefSeq, a predicted model, not a curated record